CUCGGUCGUCUUUUUUGGCAUAAAUUAACCGAACGCAGGAUCACAUCUGUGACCUGUGCUGGAGAACAUUCGGGCCGAGUCGUUGACCUCGCCUCGGCACGCUGGCUGUGCUCGGCAGUGACUAUGUAUUUACCUCGACGGACAAAAAUCACUCUUGCAAUCUGCACUUUGUCUUAGUGAUUUCACCAGUUCUCCACAUUGUCUUCCUUAUUCUAUCAUCUUUCCCAUUAAAUCGAACAUGACACCGGUACAAGUCACCGCCGAACGACUGGCGACGAUUCCGAUCGGGAACUGCAUCCAGUGUCUUGGAUCACACCCAAAUCAUACGCUUGAACGCAAGUUCGAAGCUCUGCAGAAAGGAGGAUGGAAGCAUACCGAGUUCUCGUUUGCGGAAUACUUCAAAUGGGUCAGGCAGAAGGAGCCUAACUCCGUGCCCAACGUCGAUCCCGAAACCUAUGGAGACGCCGAGGCCGAAGCUGGGGAAGAAGAGGCGUGGGAGGCGCUUUAUCGGCACGCACCCGAGGCCAAGGCUUUGGCCACCAAGCACGGGGUGAAAAUGUGGUCCUUGCAAUGCCUUGGACAAGUUGACAGCUGGCCAGCGGGGAGCAAGAGGGAGAUCCGAGGGCGGGAGAAAGCUGUUCACUGGCUGGAAUUGUGUUCCCGCUUAGGCCUCGAGUUCUGCCAGAUCGGUGUGAACGAUCAAUACGAUGCAGUCGCGCCUUUCGAGAAGACCGUGCAGGAUCUAGUUUGGAUUGCCGACCAAGCGGCAGCACGGGGUGUCAAAGUCGCCUACGAAUCCUGGAAUUUUGCGCCGAAGAAUAACCAGUGGGAGGCAACAUGGGCAAUUGUGCAGGCGGCGAACCAUCCCAGCCUCGGUUUGUGUAUCGACACUGCUCAAUGUGCGUUGGCGCCCGCUUACGGCUUCGACCCUACUUCUGGACGUGGAUUCACCCCGGUGGCAGUGCAAGCAUUACUUGAGCGUCUUGCUUCAGUGCCCGGUGACAAGAUCUUUUUUGUGGAAAUCUCAGACGUCCUCGCGCCCCAACCUGCUCUUCUCUGCGGUAGCCCCUUCGAUCAGUGGCAUCUCGACCAAGGGCCCGGUUACCGAACCGGAUUCACGUGGUGUCGAUGUGCAAGGGUCAUCCCCCACAUUGGGAGGGGAACGGGCAAACUAGUGCAGGGUGAAAAGGGUCUCGGAGCCGGUAGGACUGCCGAGAUUGUCAAAGCCAUUCUAAGCACAGGUUUCAACGGCCCGAUGUUCUACGAGUGUUUCGAGGUGGCGGAGCAGGAAAAGCCUGACCUUUCAAUCCCUGACGAACUUGUACAAGCUUCAGUCUUGUCAUGGGAGCGCAUGAGCAAGGCGAUUCUCAGUUGAUGUACUCAAUAAUUAAAGGAAUCAAAUGCAUUCAUCAAUCACAUG
Molecule: messenger RNA, 1420 nt
Organism: Cryptococcus deneoformans JEC21
Lineage: Eukaryota; Fungi; Basidiomycota; Tremellomycetes; Tremellales; Cryptococcaceae
Product: expressed protein
Exons: 6
Coding region: 239-1375 (378 amino acids)
Source: RefSeq, a predicted model, not a curated record